AUAAGCAGUAUUAAUAAAUCUGCUUUGCACGUAUAAUUUUUAAUACUUUGUUAUUUAACUCUUGUCUACUUGUGUUGAAUAAUUUACAAAUAUGGCUGAUGGAACCCAAAUACUUAGACGAAACCAACCCGGUUCCAGAGCAAAGGAUUUCUGUCGUUGGCCCGAUGAACCAUUUGAAGAAAUGGACAGUACCUUAGCUGUACAGCAAUUCAUUCAACAAACUAUUCGACGUGACCCUGCUAAUUUAGAAGCUAUCUUAAAGAUGCCAGAGGCCCAAGAUGAAGGUGUAUGGAAAUAUGAGCAUUUGAGGCAAUUUUGUAUGGAGUUGAACGGACUAGCAGUCCGGUUACAGAGUGAAUGUAAACCAGAAACUUGUACACAAAUGACUGCAACAGAACAGUGGAUUUUCCUGUGUGCUGCUCAUAAGACACCUAAGGAGUGUCCUGCCAUAGAUUAUACACGGCACACACUGGAUGGUGCUGCAUGUCUACUCAACAGUAACAAAUACUUUCCAAGCAGGGUCAGCAUAAAGGAAUCAUCAGUGGCUAAAUUAGGCUCAGUUUGCCGGAGGGUGUAUAGAAUUUUUUCACACGCAUACUUCCAUCACCGUGCCAUAUUUGAUGCUUUUGAGAAGGAAACGCAUCUGUGCAAGAGAUUUACAUACUUUGUUACAAAGUAUUCAAUAAUAUCGAAAGAAAUUCUAAUACUUCCAAAACUUGAUGAUGAAACACCAAUUGCACAAACUAUUGGUGAAUCAGAAGCUUAGAUCUGAGUUUACUAUUAAGUAUUUUCUUGAUAUAUUAAUAGUUUUAAUUAUAAAUUACUUCUUUAUAGUAAUAGUAGUAUAUUAAUCACUUUAUAUGACUUGUGAUUAUUUAUAAUACUUAUAAACAUUAGUUCUUUAAUGAUAAAUAUGUUUGAGAUACUUUUAUUCUUUCAAGUAGUUCUGAAUUUCAUGAACCAAACUUGGAUUCUAUUAUUUAGCUACAGAAAAUUUUGAAAUAAAGAUUUACAAAAAUGGCUGUAAAUUUGUCAGUCUGUCAAUACUAAAUCAUUGGAUUCAGUUGCAUUUACAAAUAAAAUUAAUUUAAAGUUAUAAUAAUGGCAAUA
Papilio xuthus (Asian swallowtail) is the source of this 1110-nucleotide messenger RNA. Its product is annotated as MOB kinase activator 4. The record is from RefSeq and is a predicted model, not a curated record. NCBI's taxonomy places the organism in Eukaryota, Metazoa, Arthropoda, Insecta, Lepidoptera, Papilionidae. The coding region runs from base 92 to 766 and encodes 224 amino acids. The transcript is spliced from 4 exons.